Molecule: messenger RNA, 1239 nt
Organism: Micromonas pusilla CCMP1545
Lineage: Eukaryota; Viridiplantae; Chlorophyta; Mamiellophyceae; Mamiellales; Mamiellaceae
Exons: 1
Coding region: 1-1239 (412 amino acids)
Source: RefSeq, a predicted model, not a curated record
AUGGGGCUCCUCUCCGCGGACGCGCCGAGGAGCCCCGGGGACGACCGCCCGGCGGACCCGCAGAUAUGGGAGCAAGAGCUCGACGUCGGGACGAUUCCGUCGAACAUGGCGUUCGCGUGGCUCCCGAAGAGCUCGUGGGAGGCGCGCGUCAUGCGCGACAAGUCCGAGGUUUGGGCGUGGGAGGAGGAGCUCGCGAACGAGCUCGCGUCGCAGCUCGCGCUGUCGCCGCGCUCGCCGUUCAUCCCGCGCGGGGCGAAAGACUUGAAAGAGCACGAGACAAAAGUCGAGACGCGGAUGAUGACGCGCGACGACUUGAGACCGCGCGGCCGCGCGGAUGGAUUAUUCAGGACGCACGUGCCAAUGUCCCCGCGGUCCGCGCUCGAGAAGCGCGUCGUCCCGAAAGACGUUCGCGGGCUGAAAGAGGACUGGUGGACGAAAGAGGACCUCGCGCCGGCGAAGACGCCGCCGGUCGGGAAGAGCCGGCCGAGGCAGCGCGCGCUGUUCGAGGACGAGGACUUCAGCGCGGGGGGUGGGGACGACGACGGCUUCUACGACCCGCGGCGGCGUCAGGGCGGAUUCAACCGCGGAGGCGGAUUCGGAUCGUCGAGCCGCCGGACCGAGAGGGCGCUCUCCGAGACGCUCUCCGUCGUCCCCGGCGGCGUCGGGCUCGGGAACUGGUUCGAAGAGUACGGCAGCGACGGCGACGACUCGACCGGGGACAGAGAGGGCGAGUCGGAGUGGUGGGACCCGAGCGAGCUCGACCAGAGCGUCGUGAGAGACGCGAGCGGCGGGAAAGAGGGCGUCCUCGCCGCGGCGGCGGCGAGCGCCGCGGGCGCCGGGAAGGGACGCGCGGGAAGGGACGACGAGUGGGGGGAGUUCGCGAUCGCGGCGAAGGCCAAGGCUGCGGAGUCGGCGCGGAAGCGGAGGGACGCGGACGCGGCGAGGAUCGAGGCCGAGAGGGAGGCGUGGAGGGCGGAGAUGGACGCCGCGGAGAAGGCGGAGGAGGAGGAGGCUGAGGCGGCGCGCGCGGCGUUGCGCGCGCCCGCGACGCCGGAGCGCUCGCCGGAGCGCUCGCCGGGCGGUCGCGCGUCCGCUUCGAUGCCGAACUCCCCGGGCGGAGCGCUGUCGAGCGUGGAGGAGGGGGAAGAAGUCGGGUCGCCGGGGUCGCCGCCGCGGCCGAAGACGGCGCCGCCGAACGCGGGCGCGAAGGCGAAGAGCAAGGGGUGUUCGAUCAUGUGA